Molecule: messenger RNA, 4035 nt
Organism: Schistosoma bovis
Lineage: Eukaryota; Metazoa; Platyhelminthes; Trematoda; Strigeidida; Schistosomatidae
Source: the annotation of a GenBank genome assembly
GAUACAAAUAGGAUUUAAACAGCAAAUUCGUCGUUGAUGUUGGUACGGUAUUUGACUUCAUAAAAUGAAUAUGUAUAUCAUUCAUUUGUAUUUUAUGGAUUAUUAUUAUUAUUAUCGUCAUCAUCAUAAAUUUCAUAAAUGAACAUUAUCCAUAUUAUUAUAAUACAAAUUCAAUCAUUUAAAUUUGGAAAUUAUGCUUGCUAAUGGUGAAUAUGUAGAUGGUUCAUGGUUAUUAUCAAUCUAUAUACAUGAUUUAAAUAUUCAACGUGAUAUACGUGUACAUGGUGAAUGGUCUAUUAAUGAAUUAAUUACACAAUUAAUUGAUGGUUUAAUAUGUCCCCAAAGGAAAUUAUUACAAUCCAAUGAAAUAAGUUUACAUUCUAAUCAUAUUAAAAUGAAUUGGGAAGAUUAUGGUUUAUGGUGGCCAAUAAAAUCCAAAUGGUUAUUAAAAACUAAAUUAAGUUUAAAUCAAUAUGGUUUACAAGCAGAUGCUAAAUUACAUUUUUUAUCCAUAUAUGGACAAUUAAAUAUACAAUUACCCGAUUUACAAAUACGUAAAUUUAUUGAUAUUAAUUUUGCUGAACCAGUUUAUCGUGUUACAUUAUCUAUAUGUCAUUAUUUAAAUAUAAGACAUUCAGAAGAAUUAUCAUUAGGUUAUCCUAUUCAACAGAAUGAUUUAAAACAUUCACGUUUUAUACCAAAUUCUAUACAUAAACAUGAUCAGACAUUAUUGAAUACAAAGAAAUAUUCAACAUUUCAACGUAGUGCUACUAUAAAUACAACACAUUCACAAUAUAAACCAUUACAUAAAGAAUCAUUAUUUCAAAUGAAUAAUGAAAUGAAUAUAAAUCAUUCUCAACAACAAGAUGAUGAAGGAUCUAUGAAAAGUUCUAUAUUAUCAAAACAUUCAAUUCAAUUAUAUGGUCCACCAAUAAUACGUGAUAAACGUCAUCAUUAUUAUUCUAUAAGACAUAAUUCAAGAAAUUCGAAUCAUCAAACAACCUUAUCAUCAAUUCCAUUUAAUUUACGUAUUGUAGAUGAUCCAUCAUUAAUUUAUAGUCCGAUUAUUCAUAUAGAUGAGGCUAUACAAAAUCAUUUAAUUGUAAGACCAAAUAAUUAUAUACAACGUAUACGAUUAAAUACAAUAUGGUUAGAUUCAUCUAAAUCAUUAUUAGAACAAGGUAUAACUAUGUUAGGAUAUAAUCAUUCCUCUUCUAUUUCUUCAUCUUCUAUGAAUCAACCUAAUUCAUUAGGACAAGUACAUAAUGAUGAAUAUACAAAGUUAUCAAAUAGUGACAAAGAUAAUAAUACAAUACCAACAUUAAUUCUACGUUAUAAAUAUGGUAUCUAUUAUGAUUUAAAUAUAAAAUAUGAUUUAAUACGUAUUAAUCAAUUAUAUGAACAAGCUAAAUGGUCUAUUCUAUCAGAAAUUUAUGAUGUAACAGAUGAAGAAGCAUGUUUAUUUGCUGCAUUACAAUGUCAAGUUGAAUUAGCUACUGAACAAGAAACAUUAAUGAAUGAUGAAAAUUUAUUGAAUAAUGAUAAUGAUAAUGAAGAACAUAAAGGAAUAAAUGAUACCAUAGAUACAAAUGAUAAACAACAAUUAGUUAAUUGUUCACUUGAUAAAAGUAUCAUUGAUAAUUGUAAUAAAAAUAUAAAAAAAAUGAAAUCUACAUUGAUGAAACAUAAUCGUGAUAUUUCACCAUUAGGUGGGUAUUUACAUACAACAGGUUAUUAUUCUAUGAAAUCAUCCACAACAACAACAACAACAACAUCACCUUCAAGACCAUUAAGUACUAUUGAAUUAGAUCAUGAAAUUGAUAUUAUGCUUGAUGAAUUAUCCAUUGAUUGUUUACAAAAUAAAGAUUCUAAUCGAUUAUCUAAUGAUAUUCAACAUUCUAAACUUAAAGAACAUUCAAUACGUCCAUUAAGUUUAUUGAAUACUUCAAAUCAUAAUGAAGAUGAUAUAGAUAGUUUAAUGAAUCAUGAACAAUAUGAUAAUGAUAAUCAAUAUAAUUUACCUGAAUUGAAUACUUAUGUCAAAAUAUGUAAACCAAGAAAAUUUGGAUUAAAAGUAUUUCAUCGUUAUUAUAUAUCUAUUAAAGGAAUUGAAUUAUAUGUUUAUAAGAACAAAGAUGAUUAUUUAUCAAAUAGUGAUACAGUUGAAGUAAUCUAUUUACCAGGAUGUGAAAUACAAUCAGAUUUAUGUAUUACUAAUGAAAAAUUUAAUAUACGUUUAUUUGUUCCAAUAACACGUACUAAUUUACCAUUAUCAUCUGCAUUUGCUUCAUAUCAAUCAAAUAAGAUACAAACAAAUGAUGAAGAUCCAACUAUAAGUAGUAAAUUAAAACGUAGAGCAUCAUUAUUAUCAUUAACUUCAUUAUCCCAUUUAAGUAAUGCUCUUGGUAUAUCAUCAUCAUCCUCAUCAUCAUCAUCACAUCAUCAUACACAGAAUGGACUGAUUAAUAUAAGUGGUAUUGGUGCAUUAACUGGUUCAUCUGCUACUAUGACUGGUCUUAUCAAUGAAUUAUGGUUAAGAUUUUUUAAUUUAAAUGAUUACAUAGAUUGGUUAACAAUAUUACGUAUGACAACAGCUAUACAAUCAACAAUCAUACUACAUUCUUAUACAAAUAUCUCUAAUACAUCAUCGAAGAAAUCAUCUAAGAAACAACAGACUAUUCUUACUUCUUUAUUAAAUCGUUCCACAUUCAAUAUAGAACAUAAAGCAAUUACAAAUCUCAUCAAUUUAUUAUCACCAAAUUGUUUAAAUGUUAAACAAACAAAUAAUGAAAUGAUCAAUUUAACUAGAUUAUAUAAUCAUUUAGAGAAACGUUUCAUUGAUCUAUUACCAUUAAGAUUAGGUUAUUUAAAAGUAUCACAAAGAACAUGGGAUUAUAGACGAGAUCAUUAUUAUAAUCAUAAUGAUAGUUUAUUAAAACGUUCAAAUACUUUAACAAAUCAAGAUAAACCUCCAAUUCAUUCACAAACUAUACAAACACGAACAAAUUUUAUUCAACGUAUUACAUCUAUAUAUAGUCAAAUUAAUAAUUUAACUAGUUUACAAUGUAAAUUAAAAUAUAUUAAUGUAUGGGAACAAUUACAUUUACAUGGUAUUGCAUUUUUUACUGGACGUAUUGAAGUCAUUGUACCAUUGAAUUCAAUCAUUCAUAAUGAUAAUAAUCCAUUAUAUAAUGAUAAUAAUAAUCAAAUCAAUUGGUUAUCUAAUAUCAAUCAAUCAAUCAUUCAUCAUAAUCAUUAUGUAACUAUAUCAAUAAGUCGUAAAAUAGAAUCAAUCGGUAUUGGUUCUAAACGAAUUUAUCGUUGUGAUUUAACAAAUGGUGAUAUUAUAGCAAGUUGGAAAAUGUCAUCAAUACAAAGUUGGCAUAUUAAUUGGGAAUUAAAUGAACUUAUAUUAAAUUUAAUGAAUCAAACAAAAAUUCAAUCAAACAUUAAGAAUACUACUACUUAUAAUAUUAAUAAUAGUAGUAAUAGUAGUAAUAGUAAAAUAGAUUAUCAAUCUAUUAGUAAAUUUAAUGAAUUUACUGGACGAGUUAUUAUAAGACCAAUAGAUGUAUCUGUAAGAAUGAUAGCUGAAUUUUUAGGCGGUUAUACAUUUUUAAAUUUAAGAUCACCAGAGAAAAAUCAAUAUCUUGCUGAAGAUAUUUUUUAUAAAUUAACUACUGGUAUAUCACAACCAUCAAUUUAAUCAAAUGUAAUGGAUGAUUACAUGAACUUGAACGAUGAUGAUGAUGAUGAUGAUGAUGAUUAAAUCAAACCUUUGAAUGCUGACGUCUUUCAAUGAUCGAUUAUUUUAUUGAAUAUUUGUUUGUUUGUUUGUUGGAAUUGCAUGCCGUAAAACUUAUCUUGUCUAUUUGUAUCUCUCCCACUUAUUGACAUAUAUAUAUCUAUAUGUGUGUAUACAUCCAUAUAACUCUUGGUCAAUGGUUCAGUUUAUAUACAUACAAUAUACAUACUAUAUAGAUAGAAGUAUACAUACAUGGAUACUACAUGCAUACAUCUUCCCGUAUAUAUUUU